UAGAAUGAAUUUAGAUUCAUUGAAUGAUUGAAUUAGAGUUUGAGUGAUUUUUCGAUUAAUAUUUUUAAGUUUUUUAGAUUUUUAGGCUAAUCGUUUAGAGAAUUUUAUUGUAAUUUAUCAUUGUGUACCUAUUAGCAGAGUUGAAAAUGGACAAUAAUGCAGUAUUUGAUUUAAUUGAUGGGUACAGAAGACUGCCUAUUCUGUGGGACACUAAAAAUCCCAAGUACAUGAACAGAAAUUUGCGGGAGGAUGCGUGGAAAGAGUUAUCUGAAAUUUCAAGAACCUCAAUUAAAGAUGUGAAGAAAAAAAUUUCAUCGCUAUUGGGGUCAUACAGAAGAGAGAAUAGCUGUCAUAAAAGCAGCUUGGUAACCGGUUCUGGUGGAGAUGACGUUUACAAAAGCAAGUGGUUUGCAUACAAUCUUUUCAAGCAGUUUCUUGGUGACAAGAGCAUUCCAAAAGAUGCAAUGGACACGUUGGAAAGUAAAGAUGACAAUCCAGAAGAAGGAGCUGCAUCUCAGAGACUGGAUGUAGGAGAGCCAGCUCCUGAAAUUAGGCCUACUGAAGAGUCUCAUUCUAUGGAUGAAGAAGGAGCUCAAAAAAGAAAAAGAAAACGUUCAUCAGACCCCCAGAAUGAAAUGUUUUUGGAGGCAUUUCAAAUAUUGAAAAAAUCAAGCAGUAAUGUUCCUAUUGAAGAUGCUUUCAAUUCAUUUGCACUGCACGUUGCAAAUGAAAUGAGAAAAUAUGAUGAACGCAUUCUUCCUUAUGUGAAAAGAGAAAUAUUAAAUGUACUAUUCAAAGCUGACACUGGAGGGUUCAACCAUCUUAUAAGCUCCUCACCUGCAAUCCCCUCAACUUUCUCCACAAUCAAUCAUCCUUUAACAUCCCACAUUCCCUCUCCCUCAACCUCAACUACAACCCCACACCACAACUACUGUAGAACAUCUACGAUGUCUGCUCCUCCUUCUCCCACAACACCUCACACAAUUACAUUUGAUCUUGAUGAGGAAUGCACAUGAUCGACCACCAGGAGGAGUUGUAGUUUUAAUAGGCUAGGUAUUUUUUAUUGUAUCAUAGUUAUAGAUGUAUAAGGCCUUUUAUAUGUAAAUAGUAUUUUC
Messenger RNA from Nilaparvata lugens (brown planthopper), 1115 nucleotides. RefSeq lists its product as uncharacterized. The transcript has 3 exons. Bases 147 to 1016 code for a protein of 289 amino acids. The record is from RefSeq and is a predicted model, not a curated record. Lineage: Eukaryota; Metazoa; Arthropoda; Insecta; Hemiptera; Delphacidae.